ACACGACGGCCCACCUGGCGACCCACAACAUGGGGCCCAUCAUGCAGGAACGCACAUCAUCCACGACACUGAAACGCGUCGUCUCCAAAGAGAAGAUUCGGGUCAAACAUACGGAAAACAGCGGACCAGUGACCAGUUCAAAGAAAAGUAACAAGAUGAAGAAAACAGUGGGCCAAAUGAAAAAUGGCCUCCCAGGAUCAGGUCAGGAUAAGGACACGGCAACAACAGUGCAGAAGGCUGCACAGUCAAAUGGUGGUAGGAUGAAAUCGGGCACUUCACGGAAUACAAGCAAACUCUCCAGCCCUGAAGACGGAGAUUUGAGACCUCAAAUCCGCAAACGGCCAUCUGUGCACAGAAAGGAGGAGAAACAAGAAAAUCAAAGGAUGUCACAAUGCGGUAAUGAGCUGCAGCCGAAUCGUGCGGGGAUGGGGAAAAAUCGGCGCGCCCUCUCUCUGCCUCUGUCCCCGAUAUCAGGGCUACGACAUAUGCCAGCACACCCCCUAACACACUCCCCAGCCCCCACCCCAGAGGCACUACGCCACCACUACAACCAGAAAGAUGAUGAUACUGACAGUGCCAGUGAUCUGUCUGACUCUGAGAGGCUGCCUGUGCUGCCCUCUCCUUGUACCCCCUGUACCCCUCCUCACCUCAACCUGCGGGCAGAGGUCAUCAACACAAAUGACUUUCCCCCAGAAAUCCCAGGACCCCAUGGGACUGUGGGUGACGAAGAUGAGAAUGAGAAACCAAGCUACAGUUACCAAGACUUUCUGCCUCCUCCCUUCAGCAGCUGGAGCCUGAGACAGCUGGCAGUGUUUCUUCAUACGGAGGGACGUGGUGCCCCCCGGCCCAAACCGGUAGGGACCUUGGAGAAGUACCUGGAGAGGCUGCUGAAGCUGGAGUGGCUCCAGAUCCAGACAGUGCAAGCGGAGAGUAGUCGUCUACCAGGGAGUCGUCCAAGGCCACAGGGCUUCCCCUCUGCCACCACAGCUCACCCACCCAGGCCCCACACAGCUCCACCGUCCCGACUUAACUCCCCUAAAGGGUUGCGCCAAAGCCAGCGAGCCUUCCCAUUUGCACCUGUUAACAACCCCCCAUCCCCUGCCUCCACUCAGCCCCAGCCCUCCCGCUUACCAGUUUGCCCUCAAUGUCACAUUCGUUACCCGAUGUGCAAUGGAAGCUGCUCUGCCUAUGCCUACCAGCGCCACUCACGGCUUAGCCCACUGCUCGAGCACAAAGCCAGACCUGGGGCGCCAGUAAAGCGGAGCAGUAGUGAGACCCGGGCACCUUCCACUGACGGUAGGAGCCCUGGAGGACAAGGUGGUGGUGGAGGAGGAGCCCAGACCCCAGUUAGUCCCACAGCUGGAAAGAGUCAUCUCCGGCACAUGCAGGCCACAGGCAAUGCCCGAAAGCAAUCCCAGGAACCUGGUACUAAUCCAAAUUGUAGAGGUCAGGCUAGGAAAAGCCGCGUCAGAGCAAACUCUGAGACGGACGUUAAAAAGGUGCCUGGUGACAGUAAAGCAGCCAGUGCAGAGAAACGUGUCUAUGCUGCAAGUAAGCGAGAGGUCGUCACCUCCAAGAAAUCAGAGGUGGGAGGUCAGGGCACUAAAACUUCAUUGAAAAGAGCUGCUAAAGAGCCGCAGUUGCUUUCCAAAGCACCGCUUACUAGUAAGCAGAACGGCAAAACAAAAAAUGUGCACUUUGUUGCAAAGUAACCCUUGUAGAUCUUCAGUAUAGCGCUUCACUUAGUGAUUACUUGGUACAGGAGCUUGAAACGAUGCUUGCUGUCUGUGUAAUGUGUGUAAUACUAACAUGUAACUGUUGUACAGCAGUCUAAAUCAGUCAGUUGUGUACAGCCUUCAAAAGGUCAAAACUAUCAAGACACUGAGUAGCCAGAGUAGAGAUAGGUCACGUGACACUAGAACAGUUAUACACUCACAUUUCAUCCAAAAUGUACAGUAAUUAUAAAGUCAGACUGUGUUUUGAUAAAAGGCUCAUUAUGAACCUCAACACUACUGAUUCUAAAAAACACAGCUCCUAUGUAAGCUAAACUCUUGCACUGCAAUCACGUCUUGUCGUGCAACUGUUGAAAUAGGCAUAAAAUAAGCAAAUACUGUACUGUACUUCCAGCAUAAAUAAUCCAUAGUGAAGUUAAACACAGGUCAUUACAUUUAGUCAUUGAAGACGACUGUAGACGUUAAUAGUGGAGUUUUGAUGUUAGAAUGUAAUUGCUUUCGAGGCUUUUACUUUACUUAAUAUUGCUUCAUGUAAUCUUUUCUUUGGUGUCCCCUGUUUUGAGACAUAUUCAGUUAACGCACCUUUGGCUGAAAAGAAGGAGGCACAAUAAGUGGUGUGUACUGCUGUAAUGUAUUUUAUUUCAGACAUGGUUUUACAUUUUUUUCUUUUACAAGGGCUUUUCAUGUUUGAACAGCUUGAAUUGUAGUGUACGAUAAUAAACUGUAUUUUGCAUAGACCCGAGCUCUUUAUAUGAUUGAAGAUGGUGAAAUGUUUGCUACGAAUGUAAAUGCAUAUUUUUCCAAAUUUUAUAUGCCAUAGUUCUAUUUAUGAAACGUGUUGUGUUUGACUUGUAUCCAUCAUGGUCGUUAUUAUGUUUACAUUGUCAUGCACAGAAAGGAAAACCUAUUUGAUGAAAGAGCUGAAUGUAACGUCUUGUCUAAUGCUGUUCCAUUGGCCACUCUGAGGAUUCAAUGAAAUAUUUAUUUUAUUUAUUUUCAAUUGAAAAAACACAUUUAAAUUGUUGGGCUGCGACAACACUCGAAGUCUGUAGAACACUGUAUUUACAUUAGUGUCUGAUGUGUUUCCUGCAAUUUGACCAUGUGCAAAUGAUUAAUUGGAACACUUCAUUAGUGUAAAUGAUAUCUCUUCAUACUCCUCUUGACUCAAUAUUCAUGUAAAGUAUCAAAGCCAUAGAUAAUGGCCAAGGAGUGGUGAUGUUAUUAUUCAUGUGUACACUACGUUGACACGCACGCAGAAAGAUUGUAUGUAUUUUCCCAGUCCUGAAUGCAAGUAUUUGAAUGGCAUAGAAAUAAAUGUUUUGCACACAUGA
Scophthalmus maximus (turbot) is the source of this 3064-nucleotide messenger RNA. It is a transcript of the gene fam217ba, whose product is annotated as family with sequence similarity 217 member Ba. Bases 30 to 1712 code for a protein of 560 amino acids. The record is from RefSeq and is a predicted model, not a curated record. The transcript has 4 exons. NCBI's taxonomy places the organism in Eukaryota, Metazoa, Chordata, Actinopteri, Pleuronectiformes, Scophthalmidae.